This is a messenger RNA of Dromiciops gliroides (monito del monte), 4754 nucleotides long. It is a transcript of the gene AKAP17A, whose product is annotated as A-kinase anchoring protein 17A. Lineage: Eukaryota; Metazoa; Chordata; Mammalia; Microbiotheria; Microbiotheriidae. Gene Ontology annotation, cellular component: nuclear speck; cytosol. The coding region runs from base 94 to 2163 and encodes 689 amino acids. The record is from RefSeq and is a predicted model, not a curated record. Gene Ontology annotation, molecular function: RNA binding; protein kinase A binding. Gene Ontology annotation, biological process: regulation of RNA splicing. The transcript is spliced from 5 exons.
GGGGGCAGGGGGAGGGUUGGAUGCAGGGGAGCAAGCCUCCGACUGCGGAAGAGCCAGAGCCGGAGACUGCUAGAGCAGGUCUAGCUUUUGGCUAUGGCGGCUGCUACGAUAGUUCAUGAUACAUCUGAAGCAGUUGAACUUUGUAGUUUGUAUGGAUUAUACCUCAAGCCAAUUACGAAAAUGACAAUUAGUGUGGCGCUUCCACAAUUGAAGCAACCUGGAAAAUCCAUUUCUAAUUGGGAGGUGAUGGAAAGAUUGAAAGGAAUGGUACAGAGUCAUCAAUUUUCCACUCUUCGAAUUUCUAAAAGCACUAUGGAUUUCAUCCGUUUUGAAGGAGAAGUUGAAAAUAAAAGUUUGGUUAAGUCUUUUCUUGCAUGUCUUGAUGGCAAAACAAUAAAGCUUAGUGGUUUCUCUGAUAUUUUAAAAGUUCGGGCUGCUGAGUUUAAAAUAGAUUUCCCAACUCGGCAUGAUUGGGACUCCUUUUUCCGUGAUGCAAAAGAUAUGAAUGAGACUCUGCCAGGAGAGAGACCAGACACAAUUCAUUUGGAAGGACUACCUUGUAAAUGGUUUGCAUUGAAAGAAUCUGGCUCAGAAAAACCAAAUGAAGAAGUUCUCAUUAAGGUAUUUGAGACAUUUGGAGAAAUUCGGAACGUGGACAUCCCCAUGUUGGACCCUUAUAGAGAAGAAAUGACUGGCAGAAAUUUUCAUACUUUUAGUUUUGGUGGACAUUUGAACUUUGAAGCUUAUGUUCAGUAUAAAGAGUAUGUUGGCUUUAUCAAAGCUAUGAAUGCCUUGCGUGGCAUGAAACUAAUGUAUAAAGGUGAAGAUGGCAAAGCAGUAGCCUGCAAUAUAAAGGUUUCUUUUGACUCAACUAAACACCUUAGUGAUGCCUCAAUUAAAAAACGGCAACUUGAAAGGCAGAAACUUCAAGAACUUGAACAGCAAAGAGAAGAACAGAAACGUAAAGAAAAAGAGGCUGAAGAAAGGCAAAAAGAAGAGGAAAGAAAACAGAAAGAAUUAGAGGAAUUGGAAAGAGAAAGAAAACGAGAAGAGAAGCUACGUAAAAGAGAACAAAAGCAAAAAGACCGUGAAGUCCGUCGAAAUCAGAAAAAAUUAGAGAAGAUACAAGCAGAAGAGCAGAAAAAAUUACAAGAGAAGAUAAAAUUAGAGGAGAGAAAAUUAUUGUUGGCUCAAAGAAAUCUUCAGUCAAUAAGAUUAAUUGCAGAACUGCUAAGCAGAGCAAAGGCAGUAAAAUUACUAGAGCAUGAACAGAAAGAAGAAAAAAUCCGCCUUCAACAACUUGAAGAGAGAAGACGGCUUCAGGAGGCUGAACUUAGAAGAGUAGAGGAGGAAAAAGAACGAGCUCUGGGACUCCAGAGGAAAGAAAAGGAACUAAGGGAGAGGCUGUUAAAUAUUUUGUUGAGCAAGAAAAUAGAUGAGACACAGCAGAGCAAGGAAGAAGCAAUGGCAUCUCAUUCUGCCCUAUUACAGCCUGUUAUCGAUAUUAUACAGUCGGUGUCUUCAAGCUGUGUGACUUCUACCUCCUUGCAUUCCCUCAUAGGUCAGCCAACUCAGAUCUGUCAGAGAGAAAUGCUGUCAAAUCAGGAGAUGAAUUUUAAUUCUAAAAAUGUGAAUGGAAACUUAAGUGAAGAAGUUCAGUGCAAAGAAAGUAAGAAACUUAACUGUAUUACAAGUGAAAGCUGUACAGAAAAAAAAUGUUCAGGUGUACUCUCUUGUAUUCCUGCCAAUAAUCAACAGCAAAAGGGUACACCUAAUUGUGACCAGAACAUGUCCAAAAAAGAUUCCUCUUCUGAACAAGACAAAUGUAAUAGAGAACCAAGUAAGGGGAAAAGCCGGUCCAGUAGAGACAGAAGUAUUGAGGAGAGGCAUAAAAGGGAUAGGAGCAGGCAUAGAAGGGACGCCAGUAAAGAGGAUGAAAGACAAAGAAAAGAAAGACGACUUCAUAGAAGACACUCUUACAAAGAUUAUAGUCCUCACCGAAGAAGUGUAAGUCCUGAUAGAUCUCGGUACCGGAGGUCCUACAGCAGAGACAGAUACAGUAGAAGGGAUAGAAGCCGGGAUAGAAGAAGUGUGGGCAGGAAGCGCAGUCGACGAGGGAGAUCCCGAUCCCUGAGCAAACACAGAAGUACUUGGAGCAGGUAGUAAAGGACUCUGCCUUUUCAAGGCCCACUUACAGGAUAGACCAGGACCAGCAAGAGGUUCUGAAGUUUGUGACUUCUUGACCACCUUAAGAAAACUGAGUCUCUGCUUAGUGAAUGUAAAGUGAACUCCUUUGUGAAAGGAAACACAAUUACAUUGGAAAUUUAUUUUCUUUUUUUAAGAUUGCAUAAUUAUUUGUGCUUCAGUUUCAACUGUGUUGGCAAUUUGUUUUUCAUUAGCUCUCCUUUUUCCUUUGAAAUAUUUUGAUCUGAUAGCUUUAAUGUCACCAGUCCUCUUUUAAUCAGGAGAAAUGUAUAGACUGACAGUUUAAGAAUUCCAGACCUACAACAUAAAUGUAUGCAAAAUUCUUGACUAAAAAUUCUUUAUGCACUCAAUGAAGUCAACAUGUACUGCAGAAAAAGGGCAAAUUUCAUUGAACUUGAGAUAAGUUGCCAAAUGUUAAGUGUUAUGAACAACCACAAAAACGUACAGGACAUUUAAAAGAAAAGAAGAACUUGCUAGUUUGAUUUUAUUUUGUAUUUAACUGAUUCAAAAACAUGGAGAUGGUGGAAAGAUGUGGGAACAAAAUGAUCAUGGCAUAGUAAGCCAUAUAUGAAAUGUAGGUAGAAUUCCUUUAAAAUUGAAAAUGCAAAUGCACUAUACUUUUUAAAGAUUCCAGUAAGUGGGAGUAUGGGACAUCGUGGUCUAUAUAUGCUCCAUUACUUCUGAAACAUGGACUCUUUACAAAUUAAAAUAAUUGAGAGUAAAAAGUUAGUUAAAAGCUUUUGUUUCUAGUACAAAUUAGUGUGUGCGUGGUUUUUUUAAGAAGCUGUUUUGCUAAAUUAUUUUUACUUGCAAUGUUUCAAACAGAUUCAAGGCUGCAAACUUGUUAAAUUUUAUAAUCUUUUGCUUCUCAAGAUGAAGCUCAGGAAUACUUUAAAGUAGUUGUAACCUUUGGGUUAUAAAAGGUUGUGUUUAUUCCAGUUUGCAUUUUUAUGGUGAAAUAAAAGCCUUUUUCAGUGAUAAGAAAUUCCUGUCUUUAUAUUUUAGUAGAUGAUGAAACAGCAUUUCUGUUUAUUCUUUGAGCAGUCAAGCACAUUUUUAAAACUCAUUUUCAUAUUUUUGGAGUUCACAGAUUGUGUUGAAAGCAUUUCAAAUUAUGAAUGAUUAUUAAUAUCCACUAAUGCAUCUGAUGAUAUUAAAGUUCAUUAUACUUAGUAUUGUAAAAUAAGUUUAUGGAUCCUCUUAGAAUAAUAACAGUGAUAAGAUCAUAUGUGGCACUUCACACUUAUAGAGUAUUUCCUUAGCAGUAAUCCUAUGGUAUUCAAUUAAUAGAAUGUCAGUAUAAAGCAUUUAUUAAAUUUACUAACAGUUCUUAUAGCCUUAAAAUGUGUUGUAGAGUAAUACAGGUUCCUUUAUGAACUCUUACAAAGUGGAAGUAGUAAUUGCUUCAUUUGUCUGUAUUUAAUUGAAUCAUUCUACCCUUUCCAUUGUGGGCCUUGCUUGUUCCUUUAUAACCCAGAUUUAUGCAAUUAAAAAUCCACCAGACAAGAUUAGAAGUAACCUUUUUACUCCAUAAUACAGACAGAAUAGAACAUUUUCCUUUUACUUUAUAAUCUGUUCUGUUUGUUUGCAAGUGCAAUUCUGGACAAGACUUGGAUAUGCCCAUGGAGCUCUGUCUGACUACUUUAGAGAUUAUAAUUCUAAGGACUCCAAUGAUAGGGCCUUCAAUAUUUCUCAGCUGUUAGUAGUUUUAAAUAAGUUCCAGCAUGCUAUACCAAUUACAGCAUCUUUCUGGUAACAUUAAAAAAAAAAUGGCACAUGUAAAUUAUUGUCAUAAUAAAUAACAUUAAGAAACCUAAGAUGAAAUUGAAGAAUUUAGGUGAAGAAAUGAGGGCAUUGAUAUCAUAAUCUGGAUCCUAGAUCAUUCUUAUUUACUUUUCCAGGCCUGAAAUAGCCUGUCACCUUGAUUACACAGAGAAAGAUUAUCCAGUUUCCCUAGGAUUUUUGAUUCUUUCCUUUGAUACUGCAAUAUCGGUCAUUCUAUAAUCAUUAUCAAUAAACAAGAAUAUAUAAAAAGGGAGGAAGAAAUUUUAGUUGAUUUUGCUACUGUUUAAUAAAUAUUUUGUAUAGUGGAAAAGGCACAUAAUUGGAAGUUGGGAGAUUCGAUUUUUAGUCCCAGCUCUGCCACUAACCAGCUGUGUGAUCUUGGGCAAAUCACUUCAUCUUUCUGGGAUUCCUUUCCUUUUCAGUAAAGUUUAGUUGAAUUAUUUUUAAGGUAGAUUAUUUUUAAUGUCCUCUUCAACUCUCAAAUUAUGUUAUGAUUGUUUAAUAGCAUAAGUCCCUCAAUUCAGUUUCUUCCCUUUUGCGUCUUUCUCUUCAUUAUUAAGGCAUGCUACUUUUGAAAUAAAUUGGCAUUUAAGUUAGUUCUGAGGUGAUUUUAAAUUUUGGGGGGAAAAUCUGGGGAGUAAAGGAAACAGUUAACAAUCUCUUGGCUCCUGUUUUUGGGAGAGAUGGAAGAUCCAUUUUCACUCUGAAUCCUAGGAAUGUUGUCUUCACUAGCUUCCUUGCUAUACUUAAGAAUGAGAGGUUAA